Messenger RNA from Manihot esculenta (cassava), 1450 nucleotides. RefSeq lists its product as uncharacterized. The record is from RefSeq and is a predicted model, not a curated record. Lineage: Eukaryota; Viridiplantae; Streptophyta; Magnoliopsida; Malpighiales; Euphorbiaceae. Bases 70 to 1176 code for a protein of 368 amino acids. The transcript has 7 exons.
CGCCUCCUCCAUCUCCCGCCACUGCCUCCCACACUCUUUUCCCUACUCUUUUUCGGAAGAAAAGAAGUUAUGGAUAUUCCGGUGAUAGAUCUAACGCGAUAUCUAGAGAUUGCCGAUAAGCUGAGCACCGACCCGGUGAAAUUGUCCGGUCAACUCGUAGAACUUGGGCCCUGGCUUGGUGAAUUGUGUAAGGAGGUGAGCCGGAUCCUUAGAGAAACCGGAGCUUUGGUGGUUAAGGACCCGAGAUGUUCGGCAGAUGAUAACGAUCAGUUCAUAGAUAUGAUGGAGAAGUACUUUGAGAGACCACCGGAGUUCAAGAGGCUGCAGGAGAGACCCCAUUUGCAUUACCAGGUUGGAGUGACCCCUGAAGGGGUAGAAGUUCCAAGGAGCCUAGUUGAUGAAGAGAUGCAAGAGGCAUUAAAAGCAAUGCCCAAAGAGUUCCAACCAUCCACUCCAAAGGGACCAGAUCGUAAGUGGAGAUACAUGUGGAGAAUAGGUCCUCGACCGUUGAACACCCGUUUUAAGGAACUUAAUUCAGAACCUGUAAUACCUGAAGGUUUCCUUGAAUGGAAAGAGACUAUGGACUCAUGGGGACACAAAAUGAUCUCAGCAAUAGAGGCUGUCGCUGAAAUGGCAGCAAUUGGUUUUGGUUUGCCCAAGGAUGCAUUUACUUCUAUUAUGAAGCAGGGACCACAUCUUCUUGCACCAACAGGGAGUGACCUUGGCUGCUAUGGCCAAGAAGGCACUGUGUUUGCUGGAUAUCAUUAUGACCUUAAUUUCCUAACAAUUCAUGGCAGAAGCAGAUUUCCCGGCCUUAACAUCUGGCUAAGGAAUGGUCAAAAAGUUGAAGUGAAGGUUCCUCUAGGCUGUCUCCUCAUUCAGACAGGAAAGCAGAUAGAGUGGUUGACUGCAGGAGACUGCAUAGCUGGCAUGCAUGAAGUUGUUGUCACAAAAAGAACAAUUGAUGCAGUCAAAUUAGCAGCAGAACAAAACCGUAGCCUAUGGAGAGUUUCCUCCACACUUUUUGCGCACAUAGCAUCAGAUGCAGUAUUAAAGCCUUUAGGUCACUUCGCCGAAUCCCCACAAGCAAGCAAAUAUCCUCCCAUCUGUACAGGAGAGUUUGUUGAACAAGAACUUGCGGUUAUCAAUCUAAAAGGAAGUAAAGGUGAAUCCUGAUUAUUCUCCACUGAUGCAAAAAGCAUCUUAUUAUGGUUGUUGGGAUUUUUCGUUUGCGUUAUAAACAUCGGGUUGGGGGCAUCAACGGGGCUAGAACAUUUCAUGAAGCCAUAUCUUACUCUUUGCAUGUAAUAAAAAAAAUUCAUGAUACUUCUGCAUGUUCUUCCAAAUUAAUUUUGAUUUUUUUUUUUCCCUGAGAACUGUGAAGUAUAACAUGCUUUUCCUGAAAAAUUGUCAGGUUUAUUUAUGUAUAGAUCCAGUUAUUAUUUAUUCA